Molecule: messenger RNA, 2025 nt
Organism: Rhopalosiphum maidis (corn leaf aphid)
Lineage: Eukaryota; Metazoa; Arthropoda; Insecta; Hemiptera; Aphididae
Product: probable serine/threonine-protein kinase DDB_G0278509
Exons: 2
Coding region: 980-1711 (243 amino acids)
Source: RefSeq, a predicted model, not a curated record
UCGUUGUCGUCGGGCGUCGAUCAGCUGUUCCCGGUUCACGAGUGCCUAGCUAGUGGGCAGUGGCUUCAUAAUGUGGGUUAAUUCAGCGUAGGACAUUGCCAUUUGCCCGUUUCCCGUUCGCGGUAAUACAACAACAACAACAAUAAUAAUAAUAAUAAUAUCGUUAUCGUAAGCGAGCCGCGAGUCGCGUGACCCGUUACCACAAAUAUCUAUAUAGGUACAUUGUGCAGCGUGAGACGCGGUCAUUCGAACCCGUUAUCUUAUUCGCAGUUUCGAUUCGCAUUUCGCAGUUUCGCACACGACCUAACCAGCAGCGGCUCGUCCAGUUCGACGGAUUUUCGUUCGCGUCGAACCGUAACAAUUAUUUACGACGCGAGUCGCCCUUAUCUCAAACCCGCCCUUAUCACUCACUCGAUACAACAACAACAACAACAACAACAACAGUACAAAAUUAAACGACUAUAAUAUCGAAUAUCGAUGUCCCAGUCCCUUCUCGUCAUCCUGGGUUAUUGGCGAUAAUAACGAUAACAACGGUAAUAACGAUAACAACGAUAACAACGAUAAUAACGAUAAUAAUUAUAAUAAUAACAAACACAAUCUCAUCCGACAGUCGAUAUCCGAGUCUCCACUGCUACGUGUGCGGAGCGAUGUUCAUUCGGGAAAGAUUCAAUACAAAUUGCGUUUGAAAAUGAACGACUGCCGUGCCGUCGUCUCCGAGUCAACGUUUCGCUGCAACCGUCGUCUCGUCGUCGGACGAACCGUUCGUGGAAGGAAUCGUGCGGUGCCCACAUUUCACGAUACUUAAAUGCAUCGUUGUUCGCCACUACCCCGUCCAGCUUGACGUGACGAAGCGCACAACCCUUAUAACCAACCGUUUUUGUGCUAGCGUACAGAAAAUUGGUAUCUAAUUUAUAUACUUAGUCAACAAAACCUAAAGUUCGGUAAUCCUUUUUCAAAAUCUGUAACAUUGAUUAUACCAAUGAAAAAAUCUAUGAUUUUAUCAACUUAUAACCCUAGAAUACUAAGAAAUGGUAAAAUUGUUAUUCCAAAAAAAAAGUAUACAACUCAAAAAAAAUCUAUUUCAAAGAAAAAGAUAAAUAAUAAAUUAUCUUUUCUUAAAACAAGUUCAAAUAAUAUUAGUAAUUUAAAUCUUAAAAAUAAAAAUGAAUUGAUGGUAGCUUCAAAUUAUAACCAUAUACUUGACAACCGUCAUUUAUAUGUGUUGCUUACAAGAUUACCACCAGCAGUAAUCAAUGGAGAUUUGUUUGAUGAUCAAAACAAUAACAAUAAUAAUAAAAAUUAUACAAAAUUAGAAGAUUAUAUUCAAUUAAAUGAACUUCAAAUAUAUAAUAAGCUUGAACCAAAGAUAGAUAAGAGUGAAAUGUUAACUGCGACAAAAGAAACUAAACAUACAAGUAUAAAAUCAAACUCUUUUAAUAAUAAAAGAAUUAUGAAAGCUAAAACAUGUGAUCAUUCAGUAAUUAACCAAACUCCUGAUGUACGAAUUACACGUGGAAAGACAAUCAAACUUCAAACAGAAGAAAGAAAACAAUUAGAUCAAAUAAUUUUUAAUAAAUUUCCUAACAACACAUUUAAAAUGUUUGCUAUUCAACUAUCUGAUAUUAAUGAAGAGGUUAAAUUUCUACGAACACUUGGAUUGAUAUGUCGUUUUAAAUGUCCUUUUAAUUGUAAAAUUAAAAAAAAAACAUAAUCAAGAUUAUUAAUGUAUUAUCUCAAUGCUUCAUAAUUUUCAUAUUUAUUUUAAUUAAUUAUAAUAAUGUAUAAUUAAAGACAAUUUUAAAAUGUUAGUUUUGUUAUUAGAUAUUAAUUCAAUUUAAUGUAGAUAAGUUUCUGGUAAAUAACCUUUAAAAUUUAAGAACUAGUUAAUUUUAAUUUUAUUAUUGUUUAACCUUAUAUAAUUGUACAUAAUUUAUUUAUUAUCAAUAUUAUGAACUAUUAUUGUUUAUAAACAUUAAAGCAUUAGUCAAUAUUUACAAACUACUUUAUUUAUUUCAUUGCACUUAU